Molecule: messenger RNA, 273 nt
Organism: Protopolystoma xenopodis
Lineage: Eukaryota; Metazoa; Platyhelminthes; Monogenea; Polystomatidea; Polystomatidae
Source: the annotation of a GenBank genome assembly
AUGCCCAAAUCCUACAAACUCUUGCCCGAAUUGGGUCGUCAGCAAAUACCAUGUCUCCUGUCACCACACCCCAGUGGACCGAGGAGCCUGAGUCUCUGGGGUGCAGACCUAACGGCUGUAACAAUGGUGAAGAAGAGCCCGAGUCGUCUGGCCGGCAGGGUGGGCGGGGCAGAGUUAGUUCGUAGGCGGGCCGGUCUUUUUCGACGAAGGACCGGCUUGACAGCUCGAGACAGCAGCAGUCUAACAUGGCAACUGAUCGCAACCAACCAAUAG